Molecule: messenger RNA, 2561 nt
Organism: Lates calcarifer (barramundi perch)
Lineage: Eukaryota; Metazoa; Chordata; Actinopteri; Centropomidae
Gene: slc15a5
Product: solute carrier family 15 member 5
Exons: 9
Coding region: 175-1899 (574 amino acids)
Biological process (GO): transmembrane transport
Cellular component (GO): membrane
Molecular function (GO): transmembrane transporter activity
Source: RefSeq, a predicted model, not a curated record
UGUGUCUGACCCUACGUGUCUCCACAGUCACACUAAAGUGAGGGAUUCCAGCUUUUCCCACUGCUGGUCCCAUCCUCGAAACACAGGAGUUCCCAUUCAGAGCUCUGCGUGGUCUUAUACUCACUGCAUCCAGACGAUCAAGCAGCCCAGCAACCAGCUCGCUGGCCAGGUAGUAUGGUAGCAGGAGACAUUCAGGGACUGCCAGAAGGCGGGAGCCAACUGCAACGAAUCUCCCAGAUCCCUUUUCCGGACCAAGGGCCGCCGAGCAAGUCCCGCAAGAAACUCCAAGUUAUCAUCUGUGUGCUGCUUGUGGAGCUGUGUGAAAGAUUUACUUUCUUUGGGAUUGUGUGUAACAUGAUUCUCUUCUGCACUGUGAAGCUGGGCUACAAUAACUACCUGGCUGCGACUGUCAACCUGUGCUUUAUAGGAGCCAGCACCUUGACCCCUGUUCUGGUCGGGUGGUUUGCAGAAACCUACUUAGGAAGGACCAAAGUGCUCUACCUGUGUGCUGUGCUUCAUUUCUUUGGGACGGCCAUGUUGCCCGUGGUGGCGUUUCCCUUUGAAGAUUUCUACAUCGACACUCAUCACAUGACGCACCAGCUAGAACCUCGUGAGCAGCAGAUCCUGUUCUAUACCGGCCUCCUGGCUGCUGCGCUGGGCAUCGGCGGCAUCCGGGCCAUCCUCUGCCCCAUGGGAGCCUACAAGCUGCAGGGCUACAACCAGCACCAGUUACUGUCCUUCUUCAACUGGUUCUACUGGUUGGUGAACCUGAAUUCCACUGUUGUGUUUCUGGGUAUUGCUUACAUUCAGCAGUCUGUGGCCAAAAAUCUGGGCUUCCUUAUCCCCUUCACCUCUGUGCUGCUGGCUCUCAUUGCCAUACACAUGAUGCGCAACAAGCUCACCUACAAACCCAAGAAAGGUGGGUCCUUACUGACCACGCUGGGAGUCUUCCUGAACUCUCUCAAGAUGUGCUGCCUCCACUAUCGGCACCUGAGUGGAGAUGUGGCGUCUUGGCUGGACCGGGCCAAGGAGAACAACGGUGGCCGUUACAGUGAGACGCACGUAGAGAACGUCAAAGUCCUGGCUAAGCUCUUCCCUCUUUACGGACUUCAGCUGCUGUACAGAGCCUGCAUCACGCAGAUUCCCUCAGGUUAUUACAUACAGACGAUGAACUCCAACCUUCACCUGAUUAACCUCCUGUUGCCCAUCGGAGCUAUGAAUGUGAUCAGCAUCCUGCCUCUGCUGCUCUUAGCUCCACUGAUCGAGUGUGUCACUACCUGCUACCUCUCUAUGGAAAAAACUCCUCUGGCCCCUGCAAAAGUCAUUACUCUGGGCCAUGCAUGUGCCACUCUGUCAGUCCUGGUGGCAGGUUUGUCUGAGCUGCAGAGGAAGGCUUACCCUCUGGUGGAGCAGACCCUGUCUGGAAAAGUUCUGCAAGUGUCAUCCAUGCCGUGUUUCCAGCUGGCACCCCAGUACAUCCUGCUCGGUCUGGCUGAGGCUCUCGUCACCCCUGCAUGCUCCCUCAUAUCUUUCCAACUGACCCCGAGCCACAUCAGAGGCAUCUCCCUGCAUUUCCUCACUCUGUCCUAUGGAGGGGGCUGCUUUCUAGGAGCCUUUAUCAUCCAGCUGGCAUACUUUCUCUCUGGAGGUAACUUCUAUCCAGAUGUUCUCCAUGACGGGAAUCUGGAGAGAUUCUUUUUCCUCCUGGCCACGCUGAUGGCUAUAAAUACUCUUGCAUUUUGGAGUGUAUCUUACAGGUACAUAGACCUGAGUGUGCAGGGCAAAGCACUGACCAUCAGCCCUCUGACUGAGAAACUGCUGCAUUACAAGGCCUGUCUGCGCUUCUACGACACUGUGGAUCGCUCCUACACAAACACCUCCAUCGAAUCUAUUUUAUGACUGUCUGCAUUAUGAUCUCUAGUGUUAGCGGCGCUGGCGCUGCAUGUUACUUUGUCAAAAUCUGUAGCUGAGAAAAUUAUGGGGCUAACUGUAUAAAUACAACACAUGAGGUGUACAUAUUCUUAUUGCUUUUAUAAUUAUGUUAAUAACAGUAAUGACAGAAUUUCUACGUGUAAUCAAACAUGUUCAUUAUUGCCUUGGACUGUUAUUUUACCUUUGGGCUGUGUAACAGUGAAUUAUUUUUGACUAAAUUUGCAAAUCAAAAAAGGAAAAAACAAGACAGUAGCAACAUAUGGUUCUCUAUUUGAGUCUAUCAAGCUAAGCAAAGUCAUUCUGCUCGCUGGCUUGAUUGAUUUUUAUUUUUUAAUUUUUUUAAUUUUUAAUUUUUUUGAUUAUUAAAAAACAUAAGCACAGUAAUAGUUAUAAUCAUUAAGGAUGUUUUGUAUGGCAAAAUGAACAGGGUAAAGAAAUGUUUUUUAAAAUAAUUAAAAUGAAAUGUUUAACUACCUCUUGUAAAAUAGCUGUGAGUGUAUUUUAUCAGCAAAAAACACACUGGCACAUUUUAUUUAUUUUGUGCCUCGUGGAGUUUAUUAGCAUUGCCAUUGGACAGGCUUUAAAGGUGAUAAUUAAUGAUCAAGUUUAAAAACACAAUAAACACUGAA